Molecule: messenger RNA, 5156 nt
Organism: Columba livia (rock pigeon)
Lineage: Eukaryota; Metazoa; Chordata; Aves; Columbiformes; Columbidae
Gene: USP4
Product: ubiquitin specific peptidase 4
Exons: 22
Coding region: 16-2892 (958 amino acids)
Biological process (GO): protein deubiquitination
Cellular component (GO): nucleus
Molecular function (GO): cysteine-type deubiquitinase activity
Source: RefSeq, a predicted model, not a curated record
GCGCUCCCAGCGCGCAUGCGCACGCGGGCCGACGUCCGCCCGCGCCGGGGCUCGCGCACCGACAUGGCGGCGGCCGGUGGCAGCGGCGGCCCGGAGCGGCCGGACACGGCGGUGCAGCGGGCGGAGCUGGGGCCGCUGCUGGCCACGGCCCUCAGGCCGGGGGAGUCCUGGUACCUGGUGGACAGCCGGUGGUUCAAGCAAUGGAAGAAGUAUGUGGGCUUCGACAGCUGGGACAUGGCCGGCGCGGACGAUCCCUGCCUGUUCCCUGGGCCGGUGGACAACUCUGGUCUGUUUAGCGAUCCAGAAAGUCAGAGUUUAAAAGAACACCUCAUCGAGGAGCUGGAUUAUGUAUUGGUUCCCACCGAAGCCUGGAAUAAACUGGUAACGUGGUAUGGCUGCAUAGAAGGACAGCAGCCUAUUGUGAGAAAAGUAGUGGAGUAUGGUCUGUUUGUGAAGCACUAUAAGGUUGAAGUUUAUCUUCUUGAGCUGAAGUUGUGUGAGAGCAGUGAUCCUGACAAUGUAAUUAGCUGCCACUUUAGCAAAGCAGAUACUGUUGCUACCAUUGAGAAAGAAAUGAGAAAACUAUUUAAUAUCCCAGCUGAGAAGGAAACCAGGCUAUGGAACAGGUAUACCAGUAACACUUACGAGCAGCUCAGCAAGCUGGACAGCACUGUGCAAGACGCGUGGCUCUAUCACGGUCAGGUUGUUCUAAUAGAAGUGAAAAAUGAAGAUGGCACGUGGCCUGGGCAACAUUUCCUGGCAAAAUCAAGCACUGCAACUAGCAGAAACUUUACUACCUCUUCAAAAUCAUCAGCAAGUUCUUAUUCCUCAGUGUCUGCCACUUCUGGCAUUACUAACGGUGAUAGCAGUAACUCCUAUGGACUGAACAGCUCCCACUUGGGCAGGGGAGGCUCUGGAUUUGUCUCUAACUCUUACAACUGCAGGGACGGUGCUUCCCUGUCACAGCCUGGGCUCUGCGGACUCAGUAACCUUGGAAAUACCUGCUUCAUGAAUUCUGCGUUACAGUGUCUGAGCAAUACCCCCCCUCUGACUGAAUAUUUCCUGGAAGAUAAAUAUGAAGCUGAAAUAAAUCAGAACAAUCCACUGGGGAUGAGAGGAGAAAUUGCAGAAGCCUAUGCAGAGCUCAUCAAACAGAUUUGGUCUGGGAGACACUCUCACGUGGCCCCACGUAUGUUUAAAACGCAGGUUGGACGAUUUGCUCCUCAGUUUUCAGGAUAUCAGCAGCAAGAUUCGCAGGAGCUCUUGGCUUUUCUGCUAGAUGGCUUGCACGAGGAUUUGAACAGAGUGAAGAAGAAGCCCUACUUGGAGCUGAAGGAUGCCAAUGGCAGGCCCGAUUCGGAGGUGGCAAAAGAGGCCUGGGAGAAUCACAGACUGAGGAAUGAUUCUAUCAUUGUGGAUAUUUUUCAUGGUCUUUUCAAAUCCACCCUUGUUUGUCCCAAGUGCUCCAAAGUUUCUGUGACCUUUGAUCCCUUCUGUUACUUAACCCUUCCCCUGCCCUUGAGGAGAGAUCGUCUCAUGGAAGUUACCCUGGUAUAUGCAGACCCACAGCACAGACCUGUCCAGUACCGGGUCGUGGUGCCAAUGAUGGGAGCCAUCUCGGAUCUGUGUGAGUCGCUCUCCAGACUCUCUGGUGUCCCUGCAGAAAAUAUGGUGGUGACAGACGUGUAUAAUCAUCGGUUCCACAAAAUCUUCCAAAUGGAUGAAGGUUUAAAUCAUAUCAUGCCAAAAGAUGACAUCUUUGUAUAUGAAGUUCGCAAGCCAAGUGAGGAUGGCACAGAGUGUGUUACUCUCUCUGUUUAUUUUCGGGAGAAGACAAUGAGGCAAUCCAGCAGUACUUCAGCGACCAUGCUUUUUGGUCAGCCGCUGCUAAUAUCUGUGCCGAAACACAAGCUCACUGUGGAUCACUUGUACAGUGUGAUUUUGGAGCAGAUCAGCCGCUAUGUGAAACUACCUUUGGCAGAAGAAUACUCUACACCCUGCCCAGACAAAGGAACCUGCAAUGGCUCCAAUGGUGUGGUUGAAGGUGAUGUUGAAGAGAUGGAGCAUCAGGAUGGCGGACAGGAAGGCAAGGAGAAGAUGGCAGAAGCUGAUUCCUGCCACUCUGAGGGUUGUAUGCAGAUCGAGUCAGCAAGAGACCUGCAGCCCUGCAAGAAGCAGUAUUUCACUUUUAGCCUUGUAAAUUCCUCUGGGACCUCUGAGAUAAACUCUGUUGUAGAAGGAAAAAUCUUAAAACUGAAUGCUUUUUCUGUACUUGCUGUUGACUGGGAUUCUGAUACACGGAGGCUACUUUUUGAUGAACAGGAGGCACAGGCAUUUGAAAAACAUGGGAGUAUGUUACAACCCCAGAAGAAGAAAGCUGUGGUAGCCCUCAGAGACUGCAUAGAGCUCUUCACCACUAUGGAAACGCUUGGUGAACAUGACCCGUGGUACUGCCCUAACUGUAAGAAACAUCAACAGGCCACAAAGAAGUUUGACUUGUGGUCUUUGCCCAGGAUUCUGGUCGUGCAUUUAAAACGCUUCUCAUACAGCAGAUACUGUAGGGAUAAGCUUGACACUGUUGUGCUAUUCCCUAUCAGGGGUUUAAACAUGUCAGAGUUUGUCUGCGACCCAAGAGCAGGCUCGUACGUGUAUGACCUCAUUGCAGUUUCCAAUCACUAUGGAGCCAUGGGAGUGGGCCACUACACUGCCUAUGCAAAGAACAAGGUGAACGGCAAGUGGUACUACUUUGAUGACAGCAGCGUAUCAGUGGCUUCGGAAGACCAAAUAGUGACAAAAGCUGCCUAUGUGCUGUUUUACCAGCGCCGAAACAGUGAGGAACAUACUGUCCCAUCUCCUCCCCAAGAAGAGUGUGAUGGCAUGGAUACCAGCUAAACAUCACCUCCGGCACUCAGCCACCUGUUAGUGGUUGCUCUUCUAGAGCCGUGCCUGAGGCAUAUGAAAAUUUUUCUUCCUUCUGUAGGAAUGAAGCAGAAAACUAGCACUGAAAGAUUUGGUGCUGGGGGGUUGCAGAAUAGCACUGGAGAGCCAGGAAUAGGAGCUGACACUUGGGUAUUUAGAGGCCAAAAAUAAUAUAUAUUGGAGCUUCAAUAAAGUUCUUUUUAAACUCUGGCUGAGCUGCGUGGCUAGAGGCAGGGGCUGGGCCGUGGGUCUCGGGCCGAGGGUUGCAGCUGGGUUUGGUAGAGCACAGCCUGAGCUGAGCGCAGCUCACAGCUGAGUUUUACAGGGGCCUGUGGAGGAGCGUGGUGGGUCCGAUGCUGAAUCAGCAUGGGGGCUGCUUGCCAGCCCUCUAUUGCUGUUGUGCCCUGCCUGUGCCAGGGAGCCGUGCUGCACCCUUUCUGGAAGCUCAGUUCAAAUCUUUGUACAUCUGACCUGUCUCUUGCCAUCUCUGCCAUCAUACUUUGGUCCCCUUGCUGCAUAGCAAAGGUUUCUCUUUCUUCUGUCGUUUCAUUGAUGCAUUUGAGAUUCUUCUGGGUGGUUUUGACUCAGCCUUUUUAAUGUGAAUGCUGAAUCCUGUAAUGUAGGAAACUUAACCAGAAGCGAGUCAUCCCUGCCUGCAUGGCUGGCAUACGUGCCAGCUGGUCCGCACCGCAAUGGCAGGUACUGCUGCUCUGGUUCCCAUUCUUCUGCACAGAAAACAUCAUCCAUAGGUUGGCGGUUUCUUGGUCUCUCCACCCAUCUCCUACACCGCUCACUUCCAGGCUGCUCUGUGAGCACUUUUCUGCCUCCACCAUUUCUCUUAUGGUUUGUGCAGUGGCAGCAUUUGUAUCCCUUUUUUUUUUUAACCUUGUUUAUGUUUUUCUUUGGAACUUUUUCUCCAGCAAAGCUCAGCACUGUGUCCCUAGAGCUGUCACCUGUAAGGAUGACAGCCCAAUGCAAUGAACUGUGUGUUUUCAGCCUUUUCUCUUGCAAUUUUUGUUUGUGCAGACUGCUCUUCCAGCCUUUCUCCUCUUCCCUUGAGCGCUGCCCUUUAGGUCCCCCACCCUGUCAUCUGCUGUGAGGCUGCGGGUCUGGACGUCCCAUCCGAGGUCUCUCCCAGCUGCUCAAUAGUUGUGCUCCUUCCUUCCAGUGCAACUCGCAAAUGCUCUUCCCUCUGUUCUCUGCUGGCUGUGUUCCUUGUGGGACUCAAGUCCAGAUUUCUUCUUGACUGGAGAUUCCCAUUAGAGUAGAUCAGGUCAGUCCUCACUAUAGAAGUGGUCUUCCGUGUGAAAAAUUGAGAGCCUUAGUCUGUGUUUUUUCCAGGAAAGAUCUAGCACAAGGCGGUGAACCAAACAGGAGGGUUUUUCCUUCUCAGAGCCAAGUACGUUGGCAGAACAGAGGCUAACCCAGGCUGCUGCCCUGCUUUUUGUUGUUUCCCUGCCAAACGCAUGUGUGCAGCCAUGACCUUCUCUUGGGAUAGUCAGCGUAACAACCAUCACCCUUUUAACUCCAGAUACGUCAGCUCAGCUCCCUUUCCCAGCUCUCGUGACAGUCCCCACAGCCAGUCGUUGUGCCCGUCGCUGCAGCUCCGCUGUGCCGCAGCCCAGCCAAAGCCAAAGCCCCGGCUGCCCCACCAGGCCUGGGGUCCGCGUCUGCAGAGCUUGGCUUUUAAAGCAUUGCAAUUUGAAUUUUGAGAUCAGAAUUCCUUAAUUGCUUCUGCUGUUCUGGUUUUGGGGGUGUUUGGCAUCUUUAAAACUCUUAUUUCUGCUUUUUUUUUUUUUCCUCGUUACUGAGGGGAACAUGCAAAAAGCAAUUUUUUUUAAGCUGUAGCACUGCACUGAAUUACUCUGAUCAGCACUUUUUUUUAGUUUUAUCCUGAAAGAAAAUCAGGUGGGCAUUCCAAAAUGGGAAAGAGAGGGGAGUAAGAGACCUUAUUAGAAGGAAAAUCAGUCUGAAAUAGCCUUUUUUUCUCCUCCUCGCCUCCAUACCUGUGCUGACACAAACGCGUCAGUGGGGCUAAAUCUCUGAUGCUCAGAUGCUGAACAGACUCUUGUUCUGCAGAAAAAGUGGCCCAGUUCUUUCUUUCUCUGCCUCUGAGCUGUUGGGCUUUGGCUGGUGUGUGUGUGCUGUAAUACCAGACCUGUUUUUUAGACUAGCACUUUGUAAGUGACUGGCGCUGUUGUACAAAGAGGAAAAUUAAAGAGUGGUUUGCACUGAAA